Cantharellus anzutake is the source of this 2716-nucleotide messenger RNA. RefSeq lists its product as uncharacterized. Lineage: Eukaryota; Fungi; Basidiomycota; Agaricomycetes; Cantharellales; Hydnaceae. The coding region runs from base 186 to 2399 and encodes 737 amino acids. Gene Ontology annotation, biological process: DNA-templated transcription; regulation of DNA-templated transcription. The record is from RefSeq and is a predicted model, not a curated record. The transcript is spliced from 5 exons. Gene Ontology annotation, molecular function: zinc ion binding; DNA-binding transcription factor activity, RNA polymerase II-specific; DNA binding. Gene Ontology annotation, cellular component: nucleus.
UGUGAUAAAGCAGGAAAUUUGAAUUUGAAAUUAGGAUAAUUUUUUAUAUUUUCCAAUUUCUUCUUCCACGCUGAGGUCACCUUCGGGCAAAUGCUGUGCUGCGCUCUUUACUCCUCUUUCUCGUUCUCAAUACACGAUCCUGACGGCUGCUCUUUAAGAACUCCUAACAAUUCCCCGUCACAGAGAUGUCGGUCGCCACUUCAUCACAAUCUCCGUUAGAGCUAGCCCAGGCUGCUUCAAAUAGAGCCUCUUCUCCAAGGCUACCCUCCAAGCGGAAGAGACCUCAGCCUUCUACACAGUGGUCUUCAGACGACGGCUCUGAUAAAGAGCGACCUUCUUCUCCCCGACGUGACGAUCGUUCUUCUAGGGACCUUCCUCGUAUCAUCUUAGACACCAACGAACCCAGUCGGCCGUAUACCAAGACCACUCGCAUCAGUGCACCAAGUCACGAACCAGGCGAAGAGGAGGAGAAUAUCGACAUGCUAAGCAGUUCUAGUGAAGGUCCAGGAGGUACUGGUGCUGGCCCAUCUCAGUCUCGAUCGGCACCUCCGCUCCCAUCUCAAGGACUCAAUCGCGGCUUCGCUUGUAUGGGUUGUCGGAAACGCAAAUCUAGAUGCGAUACAAAGCGCCCAUCAUGCGAGCAAUGUAUCAAAGCAAAAAUGCCUUGUCUUUACGACGAUCGUCCAGCCAUCAGACCAACUGAUCUCCUCAAGAUGAGAAUCAAAGAAUUGGAGGAUCAACUGGCUGAGAUGGCACGCCUCCAUCCAGGCCUCGCAGCAAUGGUCUCCUCAGCUGGCAGCUCAGCCUCGGGUUCUGGUUCUCAACCUGGACCUUCAGGAACAAAUCCUGCAUUCCUUUCCGCUGGACCACAAUCAGAUCGCGAUCGUUCGGGCAGCCCACACUCCACGGGCACAGGUCCUGCCGCAGCAGCCACUGCGACGGAGCUGUACAGCAUCACCGCUGCCGCGGGCAAUCUUCGCCCUGGCGCGGAGGGCACGCCGUAUGGUGCAAGCGGUCGUGGGGGUCUUGGUCUUGGUGAAGCGCACUUCUUUCAGAUAGCGCCCGAUAUCUCCAAUGAUCCUCUGCCACCGGGUAUUAAUCAACAUGAUUUGUUGCGAAUAUUCUUCUCGCAUCGGCAUCAGGCGUACUUUGAAAUCUCAGAAGCGCGGUUCUGGCAAACUUUGGCAAUUCACCAGGACCAGCAAAAACAAUCAUCUGGAACAUCCUCGUCAACGGUUUUACAUGCUUCCCUACUCAAUGCGAUGUACCUUCUUGGAUGCUUUUUCAGCGGCAACCCGCAGUUGGCAGCGUACGAGCCCCUCUUCCUUCAACGCGCCCGACAAGGAAUUGCCAAUGCCCUCGAACUUGCCGAAGGUCUCCCACCAUCCAUCCAGGCUGCUUCCCUCGUUGCGACAUAUCUGUACUCUAAAGGGCGCGUCUUGGAAGGGUAUUACCUUUCCUGUGCUACCGCGCGCUUCGCGGUGGGCUGCGGGCUUCAUCAGAUCGAAUCGCCAUAUUACAACACCGGUGCAGCAGCAGUAGGCGCGGGAGGAACGCCUCUACCUGGUUUGCAACCCCUUCUGGAGCCAGCACGAGACGCGACCGAGUACGGUGAACGGAUUCAUACAUGGUGGCAAGUUUGGAUGGUGGAUCAGUGUGCCAGCGUCUCGACUAACUUGCCGCCUGCCCUAUAUGACUCGAGCGACGCCUAUGCACGAAUUACCACGACGUUCCCUCCUGAUAUAGCCGAGUUUGAGACAGGAAGCCUGAACUCCAUGCCUGGUGGGCCUGGCUAUGGUGCGCCCAGUGCUGCCGGGGUAGGAUACGGGGGAGCUGGGAAUGGGAGCUUGGGGACGUUAGCGGGCUUGUACGAUGGGACGGUCACUGAAAGUCAAAAUGGUUCGUUCGAUGGGAGACGCAAGGCACUUGUGGUCAAGGCCACUGAACUGUUUUCUCGGGCCUGGAAAUUGUCCAAACAUGAGGUGAAAGACGAUGCUUUCCGCGCCGCAUUCGAUGCCACAGACCAAGCGAUUCAUUCACUUUCACUGACACUUCCUCGAGCGCUCACGGAGCAGAACGUGCUCAUCCCCGCCUACAUCCUUCCUAAUAUGUUCGCACUUGCUGCGGUGAUCCAGUUGCAUAUGAUCUUUGCGGUCGAGCACAAUCAUCUGGCUCCAAGUUACCAGAAGUGUUUGGACGCCGCCACUGAAAUGAUCGAUAUUAUCAAUGCUAUGGAAGAGCAGAGAAUUGAUUUUAGCUUCCUGGAACUCCAUAUUGGGGUAGGUUUUUUCUUCCGUUGUGCACAUCCUUUUGUUUUUGUUGCUCCGUUUCUGAGCUCCGUCCUGAGGACGUUCAUCAAAUUAUGGGGCUUGAUGGGCAAUAAUCGGUUGGCGCACUAGUAUUGUGAUCAGGAUCACGACCGAUGCCUUAAGUCUACUCCAUUUCUUUGCCGUCCAAUGCGUCAAUUGCAACCACCUACUAACGGUUAGUACUCCCUCAACACAUAGACAUGCUGGAAACUUGCACAUGACAUCCUAUCGCGCGAAAUGACCCGUGUCGAACAAGAGGAUUCAGUGAUGGCGGACGAGUAUCGCGAAGCGAUAGCCACGGUCGAGGAGGUCUCCCUACGAUUAAGUCAGGUGUAUCCGGUGCUGCAGGAGUUAUGGGGACUUUCCAACUUUAUGGGUUAACAAGGGAUGGUGGUCUAAAUUCAUAC